Messenger RNA from Cucurbita moschata (crookneck pumpkin), 1373 nucleotides. RefSeq names its product protein CDI-like. The coding region runs from base 261 to 1022 and encodes 253 amino acids. The transcript has 2 exons. NCBI's taxonomy places the organism in Eukaryota, Viridiplantae, Streptophyta, Magnoliopsida, Cucurbitales, Cucurbitaceae. The record is from RefSeq and is a predicted model, not a curated record.
CUCUAUAUCAUCUCCCCCGAAUUCCCCGACGUCCAUCACCCAAGGAGCGUACCCGCGAAGUUCUCUCCCUCGCAGACGAUUUAGAGCGAUCUCUCUACAUUUCUUGAACCAAGAUCUUCUUCUCAAAUCUACAAAUACCAGAAGCAAACCGAUUCAAAAUUGACUGUUUUCUUCUUUCUCUUCCAAGAUCUACAUUUGCCUGUUUCUUGCAUUGGAGAGUGUUGAAUCUGAAGAUUUAGUGCCAGAACCAUCUGCUUCCAAUGGGUUCUUGUAAUGGAGAGACUCAUUCUGCUGUUGAAGGGUUGGAGCAACCAUUUAGGAUCUUUGUGGGCUAUGAUGUUAGUGAAGAUCUUGCUUAUGAGGUCUGUCGCCAUUCCAUCUUGAAACGAUCUUCAAUCCCUGUUGAGAUCAUUCCAAUCAAGCAGGCAGAUCUGAGAAAGAAUGGUGUGUAUUGGCGUGAGAGAGGACAAUUGGAAAGCACAGAGUUCUCGUUUUCCCGGUUUUUAACUCCGUAUUUGGCAAAUUACAAAGGAUGGGCAAUGUUUGUGGACUGUGAUUUUCUGUAUCUAGCUGACAUUAAGGAACUGAGGGACUUGAUUGACAAUAAAUAUGCAAUUAUGUGUGUCCACCAUGAUUAUGCACCAAAAGAAACUACAAAAAUGGAUGGUGCAGUUCAAACUGUGUACCCAAGGAAGAACUGGUCUUCAAUGGUUUUGUACAACUGUGGCCAUCCAAAGAACAAGGUCUUGACACCUGAGGCUGUCAACACCCAAACUGGUGCUUUUCUCCAUAGGUUUCAAUGGCUCGAGGAUGACGAAAUUGGGUCAAUCCCUUUUGUUUGGAACUUUCUUGAGGGCCAUAACAAGAGUGUGGAGGGUGAUUUGAGCACUCUCCCUAAAGCAAUCCAUUACACUCGCGGUGGGCCGUGGUUCGAAGCUUGGAAGAAUUGUGAAUUUGCAGAUCUCUGGCUGAAAGAAAUGGAGGAGUAUCAGAAGGAGGCUAAGAAGAAAUCUGAAGAAUAGAUGAGAUAAUAAGCACCGCAUGAAAGUAAGUUGUUCUGCUUGAUGUUUAGUGGUGGCAUUUGAAAUUCUUUGAACUUUUGGCUUAAUAUUCUUUAGAUUAGAUUUUAUGUUGGAAUGUCUGAUUGUGUAUGGAGUUCUUAUACAAUAUUCUAUAAAAUUACGUCUGAUACUUAUGCCUAACUCAGGUGAUCAGACAUUAGCAGUGUAUUUUCUUAAGCAUUCCCCAAGUUAUAGGCUGGAAUCUCCUUCCCCAUUUAUUAUAUAGUAUAUUAUGUAAAAUUGUAUAAGAAACAAACUAUGUGAUGAAUGUAAAAUUUUAGCUUGCAAUUGCAAUACCCAAAAUUUAUUAUU